AUGAUCAGUCGCACAGCCCUCCUUUGCCUCGCCUUCGUCGGCAUCUGCAUUUGCUGGAACCACAGCGUAGCCGCCACCUCGUUAGAACCCACAAGAAGCUCCGGUGUGUGCACGCUGAUACGAAAGCGUCUCAUGUCGGAGAUCUCGCGACUCAUGAGUGUCUACGAGACCUGCAUUGAGGGCGGCUCCGACACCCUCCUUCGACGCAAGCGAGCUCCAGAAAUGCUUUGGGACAUUGAAUGA
This is a messenger RNA of Hydatigera taeniaeformis, 243 nucleotides long. The record is from the annotation of a GenBank genome assembly. NCBI's taxonomy places the organism in Eukaryota, Metazoa, Platyhelminthes, Cestoda, Cyclophyllidea, Taeniidae.